Cyclopterus lumpus (lumpfish) is the source of this 2990-nucleotide messenger RNA. It is a transcript of the gene marchf5, whose product is annotated as membrane-associated ring finger (C3HC4) 5. Lineage: Eukaryota; Metazoa; Chordata; Actinopteri; Perciformes; Cyclopteridae. The transcript is spliced from 6 exons. The record is from RefSeq and is a predicted model, not a curated record. Gene Ontology annotation, molecular function: zinc ion binding. Bases 423 to 1286 code for a protein of 287 amino acids.
UUUUGAUGACGUAGACGCGCACAGCGGUCCUAUUUGACGUUGCCUCAGACACGGCCAGCUAAUGGGGUCAAGCGGACACGCCAGUGCGACAAUACUAAUGCAAAACGAGACCGCUGCCGAUGCAAAAGGGGAGUUGUUUUUUCCUGAAAUAGUGUAUCGGUCGCAGAUAGACGCAAGCCAGACCGCCAUGACCGCGAAGGACUUGUAACAAUUGGCUCAUUUGGAGCCGACUCGCUGUAUCAACACCAAGGCCUGUAUGUAGCUAACUAGCUAGUUAGCUGUAGCUCUUCGGCUAGCUAGCAAGUGCUUGAACGCACGCCACCGCUGCGGCACAUCAACAGGCGGGUCAUUUUCAUGUUUAAUUUGUAACGCAAUCCGUCUGCUCCGCCAACAUCACAGUUCGUUCUGCUUCCCCCACGAUAAUGGCUGAACAGGGUGCAGCGGCCAUGCAGCAGAAUUUGGACAGGAGCUGCUGGGUGUGCUUUGCCACAGACGAGGAUGACCGCACGGCAGAGUGGGUGCGCCCGUGUCGGUGCCGUGGCUCCACCAAGUGGGUUCACCAGGCCUGCCUGCAGCGCUGGGUGGAUGAGAAGCAGCGGGGCAAUAGCACGGCCCGCGUGGCCUGCCCACAAUGCAAUGCAGAAUACCUCAUCGUCUUCCCCAAACUGGGUCCCGUGGUUUACGUGCUGGACCUGGCCGACCGGCUCAUCUCUAAGGCCGGCCCCUUCGCCGCUGCCGGCAUCAUGGUGGGCUCCAUCUACUGGACUGCGGUCACCUACGGAGCCGUCACUGUCAUGCAGGUGGUGGGCCAUAAGGAGGGCCUGGACGUCAUGGAGCGGGCCGACCCUCUGUUCCUGCUCAUCGGCCUGCCCACCAUCCCCGUCAUGCUGAUCCUCGGCAAGAUGAUCCGCUGGGAGGACUAUGUCCUGCGUCUGUGGAGGAAGUACUCCAACAAGCUGCAGAUCCUCAACAGCAUCUUCCCAGGUCAGGACACACACUCAGGGAUUGGCUGCCCAGUUCCUCGCAUCCCAGCGGAGGCCAGCCCCCUGGCGGACCACGUGUCUGCGACACGGAUCCUGUGCGGCGCUCUGGUAUUCCCCACCAUCGCCACCAUCGUGGGGAAGCUCAUGUUUAGCAGUGUCAACUCCAACCUGCAGAGGACCAUCCUGGGAGGUAUUGCCUUUGUGGCCAUCAAGGGGGCGUUUAAGGUUUACUUUAAACAGCAGCAGUACCUGAGGCAAGCCCACCGCAAGAUCCUCAACUUCCCCGAGCAGGAGGAAGCCUGAGGAGGCUCCAUAGUCCUGACGGAGGACGGCCGGACCAACCACACACACACGCACACCUCCCCUGGUCGGGGUCAGGAAAUGAACGGAUUCGAGGGCAGGAAGUGCUGGUGGACUUGGGAUCGGUGUCACCCCCUUACCGCCCACUCCUCCUCCUCACCUCUCUUUUAUGGAGUGACUUGUGCAUCGUCACAGACAUUCAUGCAAAGGUGUCCCCACCCCACCCUGCCACCAUACAUAGUUUUUUAAACUCGAGGUGAAGACGGAUAAGACUUGUGGACCCAAACUGGAGCUUGUUUUGCGCAGUCAGUGUGCAGUGACACACACACACACACACACACACACACACACACACACACACACACACACACACGCACACACUCUAACACAAAACAAGGCUGUGUGUCUUUCUGGUGAUCUAACAGUCAUUGUAAACUUACUGUGUUUUAAACAAACAAAAAUGCGGGGGAUGUGUAAUUAGAAAGUUUUAUAAAAAUAAUACUAAAUGAUUGUUUUAUAUCGUUAUUUUGCAGAUUGGACCCCUUUGCCAAUGUUAAGGGGUUUAAAUUGUUCAGUGUGUAGAAUGUAUUAAUGACGAAACAAUAAAAUGUGUUCUGAAUCGUGAUGCAGUAUGUUGAGGAUAAAUCUACAUGCCGCUGCAAAGAGUGCACACUGACCACACAGGAACAUUUAGACCUGCACCAUUUUGAAGGGUGUUCAAUUCUUUUUGUGUUGCUCACAUGCCUUGGUAGUGUUUACUUUGAUUGUCACAGCUUUAGCUCCAUUUCCCAAAAUGCUUUUGGGUGCUCAUCAAAGAAGCUGCAGUUCUGGUCGAGCCUGUUGCCGUGAUGACACUGGGCGGAUGGAUAACAUGGAUGCUUGCAAGCUUUUUUUCCUCACUCACAGGAUGUUGGACUGUUAAAGCAUCUCAAAAGCGUUGGUGACCCUUGUGAGUUUGGACGCAGCACUUUUCACUGGGAGACGUCAAACUUUGCUGAAACUAGACACAGUUCAGAGUUUUAGUCUAGCUAAAAUUGCACGUUAUUUUUAUUCUUGGGGCAAAAAUGAAAAGGUUCAAUUCAGCCAAAUGACGAAAGUCAUAUUUUCUCACUUACGAUCUUUAGCUGUGCAGAUAGUUUUGGAUUUGUUGCCCAGGUUUUUCUAUUUGUAUUCCUGCCGAUGCCUUAAUUGUGUAAUUUGCGACAAAUUUUAUUGUUGAAAAUACAAACUUAUUGGACAUCCCCAAUAAAAGGGGACAUCAUCUUUCAUAAGACCCAGUUUUAAUGUAACAUUUGAAUUACGUCCCUACAAAAUAAGAGCGUUUGGGGUAGCGGUGGAAAUCCUAAAACCUGGAACAAUACACUAUCUUCAUGGGAGGUAUGUGUGAAAAUACAGCUUUUUUUGAAGUGUCCGUAAGCAUGGCGCUACAUGAUAGCUAAUCGGUUUAGUUCUGAACCAUUGGGUGCAUAACGUGAUGAACAAUUAGCGGAGAGUUGAGCCCCAGCUUUUUGUUUUCUGCCUCAAAGGAGCCAACAAACCUGUGACCGUACAAAGACGUGUAAGCCUUGACGUGGCCCCAAGUAGAUCUACACUCUGCCAAAAGAGACGUCUACGCUAGGAGUUCUGUGAAUAAAUGUAUUUUUCCAAUGAGGAGACGCUUGUGUGAGGAAGAGUGUUUCAUUUAAAUAAACACGGCGUUCUAUUCCA